AUGAGCACUCAACCCCUAUAUCGCACCUCCACCUUUGGUGUGUCCGGCCAGGAUCAUAGCUCUUCAACCCCAAUUAGAACACAGGUUGGACAUGUCCCCAGCCCUAGCUCCAAUGCUCUGGGAACUGGACAGGCACCAUCCACGCAUCAACUUAAUAUGAGUUACCAGCAUGAUUCCCGCGUGGACAUCCGUAUGGCUGGCACCAACCUUUCAGGGAAUUUGACGGGACCUGGAUAUGAUACAGUCCGUGUUGGACAAGAACCAGCACCGCCCUAUAGCGACAAUAACAAUACCUACGGAACUUCGAACCCUCCAAGCGAUGCCACCGGACGGGGCUACGGUGCUUCUACGGAGUCACAUGCGACCGGGUCCAAAUUGGCUCGGAAAGGGGAAGAACUCGGCCACAGCGCCAUAUCCCUCUUCGCAGAGGUUCAUGGGGCGGGAGAAUUACUACGCGGGGGUUUAAUGGCAGCGCUAGAUAAGGCGUUUGGCGAUGAAAAAGGUGCGGCAAAGAAUGCAGAGAUUGCGAGUAAAGGCGAGCAGGAGAUGCGGUCCGGUCAGUUUAGAUGA
Molecule: messenger RNA, 570 nt
Organism: Aspergillus tanneri
Lineage: Eukaryota; Fungi; Ascomycota; Eurotiomycetes; Eurotiales; Aspergillaceae
Gene: dprC
Product: protein dprC
Exons: 2
Coding region: 1-570 (189 amino acids)
Source: RefSeq, a predicted model, not a curated record